Eptesicus fuscus (big brown bat) is the source of this 1693-nucleotide messenger RNA. RefSeq names its product IQ motif containing K (gene IQCK). The transcript has 9 exons. The record is from RefSeq and is a predicted model, not a curated record. Bases 41 to 901 code for a protein of 286 amino acids. Gene Ontology annotation, molecular function: protein binding. Lineage: Eukaryota; Metazoa; Chordata; Mammalia; Chiroptera; Vespertilionidae.
UGGCCGGGCGGGGAGCGCGGUUGCCGUGGAAACCGCGACCAUGGCGGCGCCCGGGAGGGUUGGCAGCCGCUCCGCACAGCAUGAGGAGCGGGCCGGCUCCUUGGAGUCCGUUCCCACCGCGUGCCCCGCGUCCCUCGAGCGGCCCGCGGAGCCGGGAAAGGCCGCGGAGCAGCCGGGCAGGACCCUGUGGGAGCGGAUCUGCGAAGAGUACGAAGUGGAGCUGCCCCCCUUUCCAGAGGGCUACAAAACCCAGCAAGAAGCCGUGCUCACCGUUUCACCGAUGGAAGAAAGCCUUUUCCGUGGCUUCAGUGCAGAGCACAGUUUCCCAUUUCCUCAUUGGGCCACGGACUCACACAUACCUUGCACUCAAAUCAAAUUGGAAACAAUUGAUCCCAAAACCUGUUCCCCCAAAGAAUAUUUGGAAACAUUCAUCUUUCCAGUUCUGCUUCCCGGUAUAGCGAGCCUGCUUCACCAGGCAAAGAAAGAAAAAUGUUUUGAGAGGAAAAGGACCAAGUUCAUUGCCUGUGAUUUUCUGACUGAGUGGUUAUACAAUCAAAAUCCAAAGAGGACAGGGGAGCCGUUCACAGAUUUCUUCUCCAUUCCCUUUGUGGAGCAGUGGCUGAAGCAACACCCGCGGCCGCCCAUCCCACUGUCCCUGCUGCUGACCGAAGAGGAGGCGGCGCUGAGCAUCCAGUCCUUCUGGAGAGCAUACCUGGUUCGCUGUGAUCCUGAGAUCCAGGAGCUGCGUCAGUGGCAGAAGAAGCUGCGUGAGGACAAGCACAUCCGCGAGCGGGUCAGACUCUUCUGGGCCAAGCAAGAGCAGAAAGUGAAACAAACCAUGGAGGAGGAGGAAGAGGCAAAGGAGGAAGAGGCCGCUGUCACCCCGACCUCCGCUCCUUGACCAGGGACCUUCCCUUCGAGCACCAGGGACCAGGUUCAGGCAGAGUCCAAGUUGGUAUUUCUUCCUCUGUUGGUAUUUCUUUACCAACUAGAUUUAACGGCUAGAAAACGUAAAACAGCACUUGUAAAUGCAAGUAACUAUUGCUUUACUAGUCUUUCUGCAUUUCCCUAAAUUUGAUUCUUUCAGCCAUCUAUUUCUUCAGUGCCUCAGUAUUCUUCUACACCAGUCGCCUUUAAAAUGUACAACAACCAGUUGUAAGCAGUAAAGUGUCCUGGUUACCCAUGUCCCACUUUGGCCACCUUGGCAAAGAGCCAUGUUUAAAUUUAAGUCCUGACCCCUGCGUGGUCUCUUUACCUGGUACAUGCUCUUCAUGAAAGGCCUUGCUGCCUGCGGUCACUUCCACGGAGCUGGCCCGUACCUUCCCACCACCAAGGUGAGAGGCCGGCCCCAUACCCUGCAAGCUCCUCACUUCGUGGGCAAGCUGGUGUGUGACCCUCAUUUGGUCAGUGGUUUGCCAUUAACCAGGAUUUUCCCAUUCAAAGAGCCAGAGGCGUAGCCUUGUGGUUGUAUUGGGUUGAAAGCUACCACACAUCUCAUGUAAAUAGUAAAGCCUUUAUUUGUGUUAAGAAUAGCAUUUUGAAAAUAAAAUCCAUCUGCUGAUGCUUUACAACCUUUUCAGUUUGUAAUAGUUAUAUACAGUCAUGUAUAGUGCACCUUGAUUGUCUUGAAAUUUCUUUAAUGAUUUUUUUCUUAUAAGUAUGCGAGUCAGCCAGCGGAGGAUGAAGGUACAUU